Messenger RNA from Exserohilum turcica Et28A, 2153 nucleotides. RefSeq lists its product as uncharacterized. Gene Ontology annotation, cellular component: mitochondrial outer membrane. NCBI's taxonomy places the organism in Eukaryota, Fungi, Ascomycota, Dothideomycetes, Pleosporales, Pleosporaceae. Gene Ontology annotation, molecular function: GTP binding; GTPase activity; calcium ion binding. Gene Ontology annotation, biological process: small GTPase-mediated signal transduction; regulation of mitochondrion organization; mitochondrion organization. The transcript is spliced from 3 exons. The record is from RefSeq and is a predicted model, not a curated record. Bases 60 to 1940 code for a protein of 626 amino acids.
CGCCAGACAAACACCUGCUCCCCCCGCCUGAGAUGCUAUAGGGAUGCUGCCGGGGGGGAAUGGCGACCGUACGAAUAUGCCUCUGCGGUGACGAUGGCGUCGGCAAGAGCUCCAUCAUCACCUCGCUGGUCAAGGAUGUCUUUGUCACAGCCAAGAUACAGCCCGUCCUGCCCCAGGUGACGCUGCCGCCCACGCUCGGCACCCCCGACAAUGUCACCACCACCAUUGUCGACACCUCGGCCCUCCCCCACGAACGCCAUGCCCUCCGCAUGGAGCUCCGCAAGUCCAACGUCAUUCUGCUCGUAUACUCGGACCACUACAGCUAUGAGCGCGUCGCCCUGUUCUGGAUGCCCUACUUCCGCUCGCUCGGCGUCAACGUGCCCGUCGUGCUCUGCGCCAACAAGUCGGACCUGGCCUCCAACGGCACCACGUCGCAGGUCGUUUCCGAGGAGAUGCUGCCCAUCAUGAACGAGUUCAAGGAGAUUGACUCGUGCAUCCGCGUGAGCGCCAAGGAGCACCACAACAUCAACGAGGUCUUCUUCCUCUGCCAAAAGGCAGUCACACACCCCAUCGCCCCGCUGUACGACUCCAAGGAAAACAUGCUCAAGCCCGCCGCCGUAUCUGCGCUUCAGCGUGUCUUCCACCUCUGCGACACCGACAAGGAUGGCUACUGGAACGACCAGGAGAUCCACGACUUCCAGAUCAAGUGCUUCGAGAAGCCGCUGGGCGACGACGAUCUGGCAAACAUCAAAAAGUCCAUGGAGCGGUUUGCCCCUGGGGCGACUGGCGAGUACGGCAUGGACGAGAAGGGCUUCUUGCUCCUGAACAAGAUUUUUGCAGAAAAGGGGCGGCACGAAACCAUCUGGAUUAUCUUGAGAAAGUUCCACUACACAGACAGUCUGAGUCUGCAAGACACAUUCCUGCACCCCAAGUUUGAGGUGCCCCAGUUCUCCUCGGCCGAGCUCAGUCCUUCUGGAUACCGAUUCUUUGUCGACUUGUUUCUCAAGUUCGACAUGGACAAUGACGGCGGCCUGAACGACCGAGAGCUAGCCAAUCUAUUCGCGCCCACGCCGGGCAUGCCGCCAUCGUGGGUCGAUUCUGCAUUCCCGUCGUGCACCGUUCGCAACGAGGCAGGCUACAUCACACUGCAAGGAUGGCUGGCCCAGUGGAGCAUGACUACAUUCGAAGAGCCCAAGACGACAUUGGCAUACCUUGCCUAUCUGGGCUUCGAGAGCGGCGAUCGCGGGGGGACCACGAGCGCACUGAAGGUGACCAAGGCCAGGAAGCGGCGGAAGAAGCCCGGGCGGGUCGAGCGCAAUGUGUUCCUCUGCUACGUACUCGGCUCGAGUGGAAGCGGAAAGAGCUCGCUGCUCUCUGCUUUCCUGCAGCGCCCAUUCAGCCCAACCUACCACCCCACAAUCAAGCCGCGGUCGGCUGUCAACAGCGUGGAGCUCAAGGGGGGCAAGCAAUGCUACUUGAUCCUCGAGGAGCUUGGCGAGCUGGAACCAGCCAUCUUGGAGAACCAGGCCAAGCUAGAUGCGUGUGACCUGCUGUGCUACACGUACGAUUCGAGCGACCCGACAAGCUUUGCGCACAUUGUCGAGCUGCGCAACAAGUACCCCCAUCUGGACCAGCUGCCAGCCGUGUACACGGCACUAAAGGCCGACCAGGACAAGACGAUGCAGCGCUGCGAGCACCAGCCGGACGAGUACACGAGCGCGCUGCGAAUGGCGCCGCCGCUCCAUGUCAGCGCCAAAUGGAACAGCAUCUCGGAGCUGUUUGUUCAUCUGGCCGAGAGCGCGACGCACCCGUCGACGGCGUUUCCCAAGCAGGAGGAGGACGAGUACGACUACGUCAACGUUUUGCUAGCGUUGGGCGCCGUCACGUGCGCAGUGGCUUCGGCCAUUUUCAUCUGGCGACGGAACAGCGGCGGGUCUUGAAGAAAUGAAGGGAGUGAAACGCGGCUGAAGGGGUCGCGCGCGCGUGUAGAUGAAUAAUAGCAUAGCGUCUGUACAUGAAUAGACAACCAGUCCCCGGUGUGCAUGCUGGCUGUGCGCCACAGUCCAAGUCUCUCCUGUGACGGGCGUAGAUUGGGCUGGCAGGUCAGCGCUUAAGCAGGCCAUGGCAUGCCAUGUCAUGGGCGUGUCGUCGCG